Falco peregrinus (peregrine falcon) is the source of this 2697-nucleotide messenger RNA. It is a transcript of the gene NMNAT2, whose product is annotated as nicotinamide nucleotide adenylyltransferase 2. Lineage: Eukaryota; Metazoa; Chordata; Aves; Falconiformes; Falconidae. Gene Ontology annotation, cellular component: Golgi apparatus. The record is from RefSeq and is a predicted model, not a curated record. Bases 117 to 1043 code for a protein of 308 amino acids. The transcript is spliced from 11 exons. Gene Ontology annotation, molecular function: nicotinate-nucleotide adenylyltransferase activity; nicotinamide-nucleotide adenylyltransferase activity. Gene Ontology annotation, biological process: NAD+ biosynthetic process.
GCCCCGCUGCCGCUCCCGCCCCGCUCCCUCCCUCCCGCCGCCGCCGCAGCCGCACCGAGACACAAAAAGCGGCUGGGGCAGGGCUGGGCAGGGCCGGGCAGGGCCGCGCCGGCACCAUGACGGAGACCACCAAGACCCACGUUAUCCUGCUGGCCUGCGGCAGCUUCAAUCCCAUCACCAAGGGCCACAUCCAGAUGUUCGAGCGAGCCCGGGAUUACCUGCACAAGACUGGACGCUUCAUCGUCAUCGGUGGCAUUGUCUCGCCUGUGCACGACUCCUACGGGAAAACGGGUCUGGUCUCAAGCCGGCACCGCCUGACCAUGUGCCAGCUGGCCGUCCAGUCCUCCGACUGGAUCAGGGUGGACCCCUGGGAGUGCUACCAGGACACCUGGCAGACCACCUGCAGCGUGCUGGAGCACCACCGCGACCUGAUGAAGAGAGUGACUGGCUGCAUUCUCUCCAACGUCAACACGCCCUCCAUCACCCCCGUGAUCGGCCAGCCCCAGAACGAGUCCUCGCAGACUAUCUACCAGAACAACAACAACGUCUCCAACAAGCCCACCGCGGCAAAGAUCCUGGGGAAGGUGGGAGAAAGCCUGAGCCGGAUUUGCUGCGUUCGCCCGCCCAUGGAGCGCUUCACCUUCGUGGAUGAAAAUGCCAACUUGGGAACGGUGAUGAGAUAUGAGGAGAUAGAGCUUCGCAUCCUACUGCUCUGUGGCAGCGACCUGCUGGAAUCCUUCUGCAUCCCUGGUCUCUGGAACGAGGCAGAUAUGGAGGUGAUUGUCGGGGAGUUUGGGAUCGUGGUGGUGCCUCGGGAUGGAGCAGACCCUGACCGGAUCAUGAACCACUCCUCCAUACUCCGCAAGUACAAAAACAACAUUCUGGUGGUGAAGGAUGAUUCAAACCACCCCAUGUCGGUCGUCAGCUCCACCAAAAGCAGACUGGCCCUGCAGCACGGGGAUGGCCACGUCGUGGAUUACCUCUGCCAGCCCGUCAUCGACUACAUCCUCAAGAGCCAGCUCUACAUCAACGCCUCCGGCUAAGCGCCAGAGGUCCUGCAGCAAGACAGCCCUCGUGUCUCGCCUGCCUACAGCUCUCCAUCACUUUUUUCUCUCUCUCUCUCUCUCUCUCUCAGUCCGUGUCUCCAUCUCUCUCCCCCACCCCAUGGCGUCCCGCCCGUGCCUGCCUCUCACCCCCGGCACCAACGCUCCAUCGUGCAGCAAUGUCCAGGGAACCGCAGCACGGCCCCGAAGGGAACGGUUUGGUCUCUUUUUUGGGGAAACUGCCCUCUUCGCGUAUGCAGGCAGGGAGGGGGUGGCCAGUAAAAAGGCGAUGUGCUCAGUGCGCUCGAGAGGAGGUAGCUCAGACACCCCCCUCUCAGCAUCACUGGGAGAUGGCCCCCCUGGUCGAUCCUCCCAGCAUGCUCAGAGCAGGGGCUUUCUCUUCCGCAUCAUCUUACAGUACAUCAGCUCAAUAGAUCUAGGUGGACUGUUUUUUUCUUAAAUAGUUUUAGUGUGAGCCCGUUAGAUCUCUCAACAUGAUGACCAAAUGAAUCCUGGUUGGCAACAGGCAGUUGUAACCCAGCUGGCUUGGUGCCCCACGGCAGGUGAACCUCCUCAGGGCAGCAGUAAGACAACCCAGCUCACAAAACCCUCUUCCUGGCCCUGAAAAAUCACAGGGAGGGCAUUUCUGAAGGGAAGCAGAAGCCUUGGCAAGCACUGCUGCCAAAGCAUGACUAGGGGGGAUGUGUCUCACCUUGCCUUGGCUGCAAGUGAAACCAAGCCACCCCUUAGGCAAGUGGAGUUGGGGUGAUGCUCUAACUCUUGACUCAGUGUUGGAGGGGGCAGCCCACAGCACCGAAAAAGGGACCUACCAUUUGUGAAGCCAAAAAAUGAGGGAAGUAGCAGCAGGUAGUGACCCAAAGCCUCUGGUGAGAAUUUGCCCCAAACCCCACUGAGCUUCAUGGGGGCUUGGGUCCAUCCCCAUCCUCCAGCUCUCUGUUUCUGUCUGUAAACUUCCCCUUUCUCCCUCUGCUCCUACCCUCUCCUUGAAGAGUUUAUUAAAUGCAUGAAACUUUCCCCCUCCCAAACUGGCUGUGGCUACUUCACACAUCCCUUGGGACAUGCCAGGCUCCUGCUCUCCUGCCUGCGACGUGCCCUCAAAUGCCAAGGAUGGAUCCUAGUGGAGAUGCUGGCAUUAAAAACGGGGCAGGUAACAUGGAGCAAGAGAAAAUUACUUAAGACCUGCAGAGAGGAGGGUUGCUGAAGCAGGCCCUUGCCCUGCUGAGCAUCCCUGGGGUGCAAGGACCCUGCAGAAGCCCUGGGAAAGGCCACAGCCACAAGGAGGAAGGUAUGGUCCUGCUUUACUCCACACCUUUUCCUCUCCCUUUGCUCCAUCUAACCUUGUGUUGCUUUGGGUAUAGCCCUGCUGCCUAUAGCUCCUGGACACCUGCACACUCCCCACCCAUUUGGGCUAACUAGGCUCAGGCUGGUCCACAGCACCACCCUCUCCCAAAGCACAACCAUUGCCCAUGUUGGCUUUGUGGCUUUCCUAGGGCAGCGCUGUGACUAGCUCCCAGUCCCCAGCAAGGGACAUCACACUGAGACACCUGAAGGCUAACAGUCCUCCAGGGCAUUUUAGGGAAAGAUCAAAAAUUACCUUUUUUUUUUUUUUUCUUCCUUAAAAGUUUAUGGAGGG